AUGGACCCCCCAAGCCCUUUGGUGCGCCCUUUCGCAGCGAGAGACGUUUCUGGCAUCACUCUCCACGUCCAGAGUGGAGGGGAUAACUCACCCGAAGCACUGACGUUUCACAAGUCUAUCACUCGGGUGGUUACUAUCGGACGCAGGUCGCGCGAGUCUCUUCCAGUGAUUGAGCGGGAUCGCGCUCGAUUCCGCUGUCCGGUCAUCAGCCGCAGUCAUGCCAAGAUUACGUUCACAGAGUAUGGCAAUGCAUACAUCAUGGACUUGCACUCGCACCACGGCACCCACAUACUCAGACCUGGAGAGAGCGUCUCGAGGCCGAUCGAGGCGGAAGCGCCGACCGUCCUUGCGGACGGGGACAUCAUCACGUUUGGGAAGAGCGUCGGCCACGGCCCCACGCUCGUGCGGCCGGUGAGCGUGCGUGUGCAGCUCCUGUUCGGCACCAAUACCGUAUUCAACCCGUCGAUGCCGCACAAUAUCUCGUCCUCGGUUUCUGAGAAGGCUUCUCCGACAGAAUCCUCGGGCCGCUAUGGCGUGUACAUAUUGUCCGACUCUUCAUCAUCGGUCUCGGGCAGUGAGUCGCCAGACGUCGAGGAGGUCUCGUCUUCGCAGCCCAAUGACGCCGCCCAGAAGGCACCCGGAAUGCUGGAGACGCUGCGGCUACUGCCCCUGUUCCCGCUCCGCCUGUCCUGCUCCUCCGACUCCAGAUCCAGAUCGUCGUCUCCGGUGCGGGUGAUUGCAACGCCUCAGAUAGAGGAGCCAGCAGAGGACGAAUGCUCGGACAUGUCACAGUCGUCCGAGUCUGAAUUGGACGAGGGAGCGGACGCCCCGCGCGAGUCGAGCAUGAUUGGCGAAUGGCCUCGGUCUCUCAGCCCGCCAAACUCUCCAAUGCGCGAGUAUAAUCUGCAGCUUUCUGUGGAUGAACAUGCAAGUGAAGAAAGCGACAGUGUCAAGGAUGACUUUCCUCCCUUCGAGCCUUUGCCCUUCGGAAUCCUCCCUGAUUCUUACGAUCACGAUGUUCAUAUCGUCGAUAUGGGCAUGCCGCCGCGUGAAAAUGAGGAAUCGGAAGCGAACGUUGAGCUGAACGAAAAUAUGUUUCCCGAACCGGAACCGUUGAGGUCGGUGUUCACGCGGUCGCCGACUCCUGCAGUACGGAAAUCUGUUCUUCGGACCCCGUCUCCGGAGGCUGCUUCACCUCAACCGGACAAGUCGUUGACUGAGCUGGACAACAGAAUCAGUGAAGUCUGUGACGAUAUAGCGUGGUUGCGCAUGCUGCGCCGAGAGGAUGAAGAGCGUUUUGAAAAGCAUGUACAAGAGACUAAGCAGCGACUCGUGCAGCUGGGGACGCAGAUGGAGGACAUUUCUGCACUCGUCGAUGACAACGUUGUUCAGCGCGAAACACUUGAGUCGAAUAUGUCGGAACGCAUGAAAAACAUUCAAGAAAGUGUCUUGCGCCUGCAAGAGAAGUUCAAUGCGAUAGAGGAAGAGCGCGAGAAGACCAAAGCCGCAGAUGCCGAGAAGGCCGCGGACCUGAGCUCCAUCAAAGAUAUAUUUGCAGACAUGAAGAGGAUGCAUGAGACAAGCGAGCGGCGCAUGGUCGAGCAAUUCGAGGCUAUACGGGCCAUGCGCAGGCAAGCAAAGGCCGAUGUUGCUCACGCCCUGGCCCAGGUGUCUGCUAUCUCGACUGCGAACUCGCUCAAACGCAAGCGCGCGGCUGACGACGAAGAUGGUGCAGAGGAAGGGGGUGCCAUGAUGGGUACCCGUCGCUGGUCCCGCCCUCUCAAGCGCAAACGUGCGAUGCAAUAUGUAGGCGUGAUCGCGAAGAUGACGACUGCCGCGGCCCUUGGCGCCGCCACCGCCUGGACGGCCCUUGCGUUCGCUUGAAGUCUGGUCAUCAGACAUGGACAUGAUUCCUGCGAGGAGACGAGAGUGUACGAUAAACGCGAAGCAAGCAGUCCUCUUGUGUCUUUCGUCUAGACUUUACGGCUACGAAUUAGGCCGUUGUACAGGUGCACUCGUUGCAUCGAGAUUGGAUUUCCGUUGUAUCAUUCCACACGUACACGCUCUUUGUUUGUCGCUUACUACGUACACAUUCAUUGAAUCGAUUACUUUUCAAGCUGUC
This is a messenger RNA of Laetiporus sulphureus 93-53, 2122 nucleotides long. RefSeq lists its product as uncharacterized. The record is from RefSeq and is a predicted model, not a curated record. The transcript is spliced from 7 exons. Gene Ontology annotation, molecular function: protein binding. NCBI's taxonomy places the organism in Eukaryota, Fungi, Basidiomycota, Agaricomycetes, Polyporales, Laetiporaceae. The coding region runs from base 1 to 1884 and encodes 627 amino acids.